AUGGCGGUCUUGGUGGGAAGGGUGCAGGAUCUGGAGGCAUUGCCGGUGAUGGGGGACGAGGAGACGGCCGAAUGGACGCGGACGACGGAGGAACUUAGGCGAGCGGUCAACGAGCGCGCGCGCCAACUUCGGAUCCGAGCCCACGUACCUGAAAUCUGUGAGGAAUCCACUCUCCGCUCGGCUCAGGACUUAGGCGCGCGGAGCGAACCGGGCGCGGACUUAGGCGCGCGGAGUGAGCCGGGCGCCCCGGCCCAGGACUUAGGCGCGCGAAGCGAGCCUGGGACUUAG
Microbotryum saponariae is the source of this 288-nucleotide messenger RNA. The record is from the annotation of a GenBank genome assembly. Lineage: Eukaryota; Fungi; Basidiomycota; Microbotryomycetes; Microbotryales; Microbotryaceae.